This is a messenger RNA of Rubroshorea leprosula, 1937 nucleotides long. The record is from the annotation of a GenBank genome assembly. Lineage: Eukaryota; Viridiplantae; Streptophyta; Magnoliopsida; Malvales; Dipterocarpaceae.
AUUUUCAUUGCCCUUCUUAUUAUUACAAAACCCCCCUUUAUUGAUGGUCUUGUGUCUCUCCUUUUUCGUCUGCAACAACCACAACGAAAAACCCUUUUCUUUUCUUUAACAAUUCCAUUCAUUUUUUUUUCUGGGUUUCAAAAAUCCUCAAAAAAAAGCAAACCAAAGUUAUGUCAGGUCUGUAUAAUUCCAACUUCUCACCUGCAAGAGCUGCUUCUCCUCAGAUUAGAAGCACAUCAGAUGUUGACAGUCAGUACUUGUCAGAGCUCUUGGCAGAGCAUCAAAAGCUUGGACCUUUCAUGCAGGUUCUUCCCAUAUGUAGCCGACUGUUAAAUCAAGAGAUAUUUCGUGUCUCUAGCAUGAUGUCCAACCAAGGUUUUGGUGACUUUGACAGGAUGCGGCACAGAAGCCCCAGUCCCAUGGCUUCUUCAAAUCUUAUAUCAAAUGUUGCUGGGACAGGAUUAAAUGCCUGGAAUAGCCUACCUCAAGAGAGGCUAAGUGGACCGCCUGGUAUGACAAUGGAUUGGCAAGGUGCCCCUGCGAGCCCUAGUUCAUACACAGUAAAGAGGAUUUUGCGUCUGGAAAUUCCUGUCGAUAGUUAUCCAACUUUCAAUUUUGUUGGUCGACUUCUGGGCCCUAGAGGUAAUUCACUGAAGCGGGUGGAAGCAACUACUGGAUGUCGUGUAUACAUUAGAGGGAAGGGAUCAAUUAAGGAUCCAGACAAGGAAGAGAAGCUGAGAGGAAGACCAGGUUAUGAGCACUUGAAUGAUCCACUCCACAUCUUAAUUGAGGCUGAUUUACCUGCUAAUAUUGUUGAUAUGAAGCUCAGACAGGCACAGGAAAUUAUUGAGGAGUUGCUCAAACCUGUGGACGAGUCACAAGAUUUUAUCAAGAGGCAGCAGUUGCGUGAACUGGCAUUCCUUAACUCAAACUUCCGAGAGGAUAGCCCAGGCCCCAGCGGUGGAAGUGUUUCUCCAUUCAAUUCAAGUGGGAAACGUGUGAAAACCGGACGCUGAUAACCUCACAUCAUUCAUCUGGAACCACCUCUACCCUGCUCCAGUGUUUCUUGGUGCCAAGUAAACCUUUCAAUACAUAUUCAAUUCAGCACAGCUGGAAAGGAUAAGUCUAACAGUUCUGGCUGGUGAGCUCUCAACUGGUGGAUCUUUUACUUGUUUUUCCCUUAGAACAAAAGAAAAACAAAAAUUGAAAAAUAACAUUAAAAAAAAAAAAAAAAAACUCAAAAAAGAAAACAAAUUAUAUAGUCGGUCAUGGAGUUGUAGGUUUUGGUGAGGUGGGUAUUUCUCUUGUGAACUCAAUAUAUUCAUUGGAUUAAUUCUUGUGUUACUACUAGUUUUAAGAGGUGUGCAAUAUAUAAAUGCAAUAUUUGUGUUGCAAGCAUUAGACCUUGUGACAUAAAAGCUGGAGUUUUGUAGUGUCAUGUUCUCUGUAGUUUUUGUAUCAAGAAGUAGAGGAUGAAAGGUGGGUGGGUCUAUAUUCUUUCCAUUGACUGUUAUCUCAAGCAUUUCUUCUAUCUCUUGCUAUGAGAGAAACAGUUGAUCUAUUGUUUGUUAUUAAUUAUUAAUUAUUGUAAAUUUUAUGAGUAGAUAGAUGUGUCUUGUCUGUGGUUAAGACUUAAGACAGAAUCUAGGAAACAAAAAAUGGUAAUUGUUAUCACGCGUGGAAUCUUCAUACAACAUGUGUCUUGUUACGCCACGGCCCCCAGCCCAUGUGCUGCUCCUUAUUUUUCUGAAUUAUUUCAGGUUUAAACUACUUUUAGCUGUCUGGCCUGUUCUGCUUCCUAACUCACACCAAUUCAAGGGAGGCUUUGCAUGGAGAUUGGAGUUUUUAUUUUCAAGCCACAUUAAAAGGAGCAUGAAUGUAUGUUCUAGUCAUCUAGAUCGAGUUGAUACUUUAUUAAUUUAAAAAUCUUGAUUUUA